Messenger RNA from Lizanozyma spartinae, 681 nucleotides. It is a transcript of the gene PNC1, whose product is annotated as nicotinamidase. Lineage: Eukaryota; Fungi; Ascomycota; Pichiomycetes; Serinales; Debaryomycetaceae. Bases 1 to 681 code for a protein of 226 amino acids. The transcript has a single exon. The record is from RefSeq and is a predicted model, not a curated record.
AUGACUAAAGUCGCAUUGGUAGUUGUGGAUCUUCAGGAAGAUUUCCUUCCAGAUAAAGGCUCCCUAGCAGUACCCCAUGGUAGAGAUAUCAUCACCAGUAUUAACAGAUUAGUAGAUGCGAGGAAAUACAAAUGGCUGGCCAUUAUAGCUACUCAAGAUUGGCAUCCAGCUGAUCAUUGCUCAUUUGCAUCUCAGCAUGGAGUACCACCCUACACUCAAUUGGAGUUCAAGCAUCCCUUAAACGAUAACAGCAAGACAAUGACUCAAUACGUCUGGCCAGAUCAUUGUGUUCAAGAAUCAUAUGGUGCAACCCUUGAAGAGUCCUUCCUCACUUUAUUCAAUACAACCCAAGAUGUUCCAAAGAAAAUCGUCCAGAAGGGGUAUUUAAAGGAUAGAGAAUACUACUCUUGUUUCCAAGACUGUUGGAAGUUACAUAAGACGGAAAUGGAAGACUAUUUAAAGGAAUUAAAUAUUACAGAUGUUGUGUUUGUUGGACUAGCAUAUGAUUUCUGUGUACUUAAUUCUGCUGUCGAUUGUGCUGCUGCUGGAUUCAAUACUUAUGUCAUUAAACUGUGUACCAAAAGUGUUUAUCCUGAAAAGGAAGCUGACACCGAUAAACUUUAUAAGGAUGCUGGGGUUAAGCAAAUAGCUUAUGAUGAUCCUUUGUUCACAAGAGAAUAA